UUAAGAGCGGUUCUUCGGCAGUCAGCUCUGUCCAGUCGUAUCGCACGGGCACUAAAAUGGCGUCAGCUUCGGAUUACAGCUCCUACAAUCAAACUGGUGCUCAGCAGGGGUAUGCCUCCUAUGCAGCCCAGCCUUCACAAAAUUAUGGACAGUCAGCACAGCAAAGCUAUGGCCAGCAGAAUUAUGGAUCAUAUGCCCAGCCUGCUGCUGCUGACAGCAGUUACACCCAGACAACACCUGCUGCUGGAGGUUACCCUCAGCAGCAGCAACAGUAUGGCUCCUCAUAUGGCCAGCAAGCAUCAGCUGGCUAUCCUGCUGCCCAAUCUACUACACAUAGCUACUCGCAGUCAGCCCAGGGGUAUGGAGCCAGUGGUUAUGACAGCACUCCUGCUGCUGCUGCUCCAGCUGCUUCCCAGUCUUAUGGCUCUCAGCCAGGAUAUACUGCACAGUCUGCCUACCCUGGUUAUGGCCAGCAGGCUGCCCCCACUGCACCUCAAAGUUACAAUGCUAACAGCCAGCCGGCUAGUUACAACCAGAAUAACUACUCCCAGCCAGCAGCAUAUGGUCAACAACAGCCUGGUUACCAGGGCCAACAGUCCAGCUACAGCCAGCCACAGGGCUACCAGCAGCAGACCCAGCAGCAGCAACAGGCUCCUCCUGCUUACCCUCCUCAGGCCGCUGGUUCCUACGGGCAGCCACCGGCCAACCAGUACAGCCAGCAAGGUGGACCACCCAGUUACAACCAAUCCAGCCAUUACAAUAAUUACAGACAGGAUGGCCAGGGUGGAGGUUCUGGUUACCCUGGCAGUGAAUCCUCAAGGUACCCAGGGGUUGGGGAGACCAGGGGCCCAGGCAGGGAUGGCUUUGACCGAGGUGGAAUGAUGCAUCGUGGACGCGGAGGCAUGGGGCGUGGUAUGGGCAGCGCUGGAGACAGAGGUGGCUUCAAUAAGCCUGGUGGUCCUAUGAACAGUGACAACGAGCGUGAAAUGGGACGCCCAGAAGAGCAGGAUGAUUCUGAGAACAGCACGAUUUACAUCACCGGACUGACUGAGAAGGCAAACCUGGAGGAAAUGGCUGAGUUUUUCAAACAUGUUGGCCCAAUUAGGAUGAACCGCAGACUUGGCCAGCCUGCCAUUAACAUAUACACAGACAAGGACACAGGAAAGCCAAAGGGAGAUGCCACUCUUUCUUAUGAGGAGCCUAUCUGUGCCAAAGCAGCUGUGGAGCAUUUUGAUGGUAAAGAGUUCCAAGGCCGAAGGCUUAAGGUGUCCAUGGCACGCCGAAAGCCAAUGAUGGGUGGAAUGAGAGGUGGCAUGCCCAUGCGGGAUGGCAUGAUGGGCCGUGGAGGUAUGAUGGGCCGUGGAGGAGACCGUGGUGGGUUUGUCCCACGUGGUGGUCCACGUGGUAUGGGCAGGGGUGGACCCACAGGAGGCAACAUGCAGCAGAGAGCAGGAGACUGGGAGUGUCCUAACCCGGGUUGUGGCAACCAGAACUUUGCCUGGAGGAUGGAGUGUAACCAGUGCAAAGCUCCCAAACCAGAAGGGCUAGGUGGCGGGCCUCCUUUCCCCAUGGGAGGUGACCGAGGCAGAGGUGGAAUGGGAAUGCGUGGAGGCCGAGGUAUGGACCGCGGUGGGCCAGCAGGAGCUGGAGGUCCAGGAGGCCCUGGAGGUUUCCGUGGAGGCUGGGGAGGCGACCGUGGGGGAUUCAGAGGACGUGGUGGAAUGGAUCGGGGAGGUUUCCGUGGGGCCGGACGUGGAGGACCACCGAUGGACCGGAUGGGUGGCAGAGGUGGAAGAGGAAUGGGACCACCAGGUGGCAAGAUGGAUAUGAGGGACCAUCGCCAGGAGCGCAGAGACCGACCUUACUGAAGGAAAACUUCUUGAUUGUUCCUCUUGUGGAAUUCAAUUUUUAAAAAGAAAAUUUUUAAUUUAUGAUUCCAUUCUUCGAUGGUCAUAGAUCUGCUUUCGUACAUCCUGUGCAGUUACAUUCAACUCGCGUUUCCAUUUUUGUAUUUUAGUUUUUUUAGUUACUCACUUGUAUGCUGCAUCUUGUGUUGUGCAUGUUUUUUUUCUGUUGUUGCUGUUUUUUUUAAAUGCGCAGAUUAGUUUGACAUUGUAUUGUAAAAUGCAAUAUUUUUCAUGCGUUAACAUAAUUGCCUCCCCUUCCCAUAACUUACCAUUGUAUGAAGACAAACUUGGGAAAUAAAAUUUUACUGAUUUCA
Molecule: messenger RNA, 2221 nt
Organism: Amphiprion ocellaris (clown anemonefish)
Lineage: Eukaryota; Metazoa; Chordata; Actinopteri; Pomacentridae
Gene: ewsr1b
Product: EWS RNA-binding protein 1b
Exons: 15
Coding region: 57-1868 (603 amino acids)
Biological process (GO): regulation of DNA-templated transcription
Cellular component (GO): nucleus
Molecular function (GO): RNA binding; transcription coregulator activity
Source: RefSeq, a predicted model, not a curated record